AGAGACUCUGCUGUCCCAGGAAAGCUGACUAGCUGGGAUGUGCGAAAUCAUCUCUUCCACUGCCACCUGCAGCAGUGAGAUUGGCCAGAGCUAACCUACAGAUUCAGUUUCAGAAAAAAAAGAGCAAGAUUGCAACCAUCCUAUCAUCCCAUAAUGGCUUCCUCAGUGACUCCACUUCUCUCCCAGUCUUCUGGAAAAUGCAUAUGUGAGAUCUGCGACUGUGGACGUCACCAUUGCCCUCAUCUCCUAACAAAGCCCUAUGUGACGGAUGAGAAGCCAUGCCUCCUUUCUGAGUAUACAGACAAAUACCUUCUUUACCCCUUUGCUCCACCAAGGGACUCCUUCAAACCCAAAGCAGAAUACAACAAGCAGCCGGUACCCAUGGAAGGUAUUUCAACCGCCAGGAGAGAUUACGUCCCUUAUGAAGUGCGACCGAUCAAACAGAGACCUCCUGAUAAAUAUGUCAAGAAAGAUGAAACUAUGGACCUGCAAUCCACCUAUAGGAAAGACUACAACCCUCACCCUUUAACGCGAGUGCUUCCUUGCAUACCCCAAUCACAACACAUUUCCUCAGGGGAGAUGACAACAAUCCCAACAUACAAAUGUGAUUAUGUGCCAUGGAAUCAGCCCAAAAGGGACAUGAUUAAGCCAGACAAUGCUUACCGUCCAUCAGAUGACAAAUUUGAUCAUAGGACUACUAACCAGGAUGACUACCUCUACAAGGGUCCUGUUAUAACCAAGAGCUUCAAACCUUUUAAGCCACCUAAGAUCACAAAUAUACCUUUGGAUGGUACGACUCAUUACAAGUUGAAUUAUGUCUCACAUCCUAUCCAAAAACGAUAUGUCCAUGAGCCCGAGCCAUUCAAGCCCAGUGAUGUCCCUUUUGAAGGUCUCACCACUCACAAAUUAUCCUAUAAAGGAUUAUCAGGUGAGCCGGCAAAGUCAAUGAAACCGCCUUAUAUAAGGCCAGACACGGACAUAUUUGCUGGUUCUACUGAAUUUAAAGAAAAGUACCAAGCUUGGCCAACGCCUGCCCGUUUCAUCAUAAAGCGUGAUGUUUACACACCACCUAAGGAGAAGAUGAAUCUUCAGACAACGGCACAGACACAUUAUGGCCAUCCUCAUGGACGCCCAGCAACGUCAUGUAAACCCAUGGUCCAGAUCGCUGAGCACACAGAGCCUUUUGCCCAUCGCUCCACUACAAAGGAAGAUUACCAGCCUUGGCAAAGUGGAAGGCGCGCGCCUGUGCUCCCUCACUCAGAGAUCACAUUGCCAGCUGUGCCUAUGGAGACACUGACCACUUUUCAGGAGCAUUAUGUGCCUCACCCUCUUCCUUUCACUAAGAGCUUCAAGCCUCACAGGCCAGCAGCAAGGCCUGAUGUACCAGUGAAACAGGAAACCACCUACGCCACAAGCUACACGCCAAAAGAAAUUCAUAUAUGCCCUGCUUCUUUCAAAGAGCCACCUGGGUAUGUUUUUGACAAGAUUGAUGAAGGUGGACACAGGCGGUUCCGACCGGCUACCGUGGCUCAAGCCCGUCGCUCGUCAAACUCAAAUAUUGCCAGUCGGAAAGGUAGCCCCACUGGUAGCAGGCCAAGCCAAACAGCUUUCAAAGCGAUACCACUGAAAGCCUGAGAUUUUACAACCUACGUUUAAACAGACUGAUGAUUUUAUUUCUUCAUGAAAGCUAUCAAUAUAAAGCCAAAUUCUGUAGAACUACACCUUCUGCUAUAGCUGAAUAAAUAACUAAAGUUAGAGGAAAGUAAUAUUUAACUCUCCUACUCAGACUGAACUAUC
Sceloporus undulatus (fence lizard) is the source of this 1797-nucleotide messenger RNA. It is a transcript of the gene SAXO1, whose product is annotated as stabilizer of axonemal microtubules 1. NCBI's taxonomy places the organism in Eukaryota, Metazoa, Chordata, Lepidosauria, Squamata, Phrynosomatidae. Bases 154 to 1635 code for a protein of 493 amino acids. The record is from RefSeq and is a predicted model, not a curated record. The transcript is spliced from 4 exons. Gene Ontology annotation, molecular function: microtubule binding. Gene Ontology annotation, cellular component: axonemal microtubule; ciliary basal body; centriole. Gene Ontology annotation, biological process: microtubule anchoring.